AUGAAUGGCAUCUCGUCCUAUCUCGCCAACCAGCCCAUCACGAAGCGCACCAUUCUUCACGGCGUGGCACGGAUAUUCGAUCCACUCGGAUAUCUCUCACCGUUCACAAUCCGAGCCCGCUUAGUCUUCCAGUCGUUAUGGGCACGCGAUCAAGGGUGGGAUGAUGCAUUGCAAGCCCCGCACCUCAUGCAGUGGGCGGACUGGUGUUCCGAGCUACCGCUCUUAAACUCGAUACGUCUGCCGCGCCUUCUGCCUUUGUCGUCGACUUCAUUGGACGGCAACGAUGAGAUCCACGUGUUCGCUGACGCCAGCCCCCGCGCGUAUGGAGCUGCAAUCUAUCUACGCACGUUCGAUCCACAGGAACAGUGGACCGCAUCCCUUCUCCUUGCCAAGGCACGUGUAGCACCGGUCAAGAGUGUCUCUCUUCCGCGCCUGGAACUCCUCGCGUGCCUCAUCGCUGCGCGGCUGGCUGCGCAUGCACGAAAGAUGCCACUACUCUCUCCGCUGCGUACGGAGUUCUGGACAGACUCCCCCGUCGCACUCCACUGGAUCACAAGCGCACAGUCCCGGACACCUGUCUUCGUUCAAAACCGUGUGAACGAAAUUCGCCGGUUGACAACAGACUCCGCAUGGCACCAUUGUAAGAGCCGGGACAACCCAGCAGAUCUUCUAACUCGCGGGAUUUCUGCUCAUCGCCUACAGAACGAGUCUCUCUGGUGGCAUGGACCUCCAUGGUUGUCUCAGCCCCGCAAUAACUGGCAUUCCGAGUGGUCCGAUCGUCCUCCGUCGCCACCACCGAGCACUGAGGACGCUCCUCUACCAUCGAUGUGCAACGCUGCGUCAGCAGAACGUCCUCCGCCUGUGUUCAGCUUAGAUCGUUACGGCACUCUCAGCCAAAUGCUUCGAGUCACUGCAUGGGUUGCCAGGUUCAUCAAGAACACCCAUCCCAGAAAAUCACACAACCGCGGCCCGUUAACUGCAUCCGAGAUCGCCGAAGCGGAGCUAUACUGGAUUCGGCAAGCCCAAGAGGAAGUCUUUCGCGAAACCCUCGCACUUCUUCGUCGUGCCCAUCCACUGCCCCGCUCGUCACGACUCGCGGCACUGCGGCCUUUCCUGGACAGCGACCAGAUCCUGCGUGUCGGGGGUCGACUAGCUGACCUUCUUGAUUCAGACAGCUUGAAACAUCCUAUCAUCUUACCAAACACGCACCUGUUCACGCAUCACACCGUGAUGCACACACAUGUACGUUUGUGCCACGCAGGGGUCCAGACGACGCUACUUGACCUGCGCAGUCGCUUUUGGAUCCUGAAGGGGCGUCAGGCAGUGAAGUGUGUCGUCGCUAGGUGCCUCGUAUGCCGCCGCAUGAAGCUUCGACCAGAGCACGCUCCAUUCGCUCCACUUCCGCGUGACCGUAUAACCGAGUCCGGACCAUUCCAUGUGAUCGGCGUGGAUUUCUGUGGCCCCCUUUAUGUCAAGCAGGGUCCGACUGUCACGAAGAGUUACGUCGCACUUUUUACGUGCGCCGUCACACGAGCCGUCCACCUGGAACUUGUUAGCGACAUGACCACUUCCUCGUUCCUGUUCGCCUUUCGGCGCUUCAUCGCGCGACGCGGCGUUCCAUCCGUAGUCUAUUCAGACAACGCCCGGACCUUCCAAAGAUGCGCCGGUAUCCUCGCUCUCCUGCCCGCCGAGGAUGUGCAAAACUUUGCCGCCAACCUUCGCAUCACCUGGAAGUUCAAUGUUCCCUACGCACCUUGGUGGGGCGGGUGGUGGGAGCGGAUGAUUCGGACCAUGAAAAGCGCACUGAAGGUCUCACUUGGACGAACGCGUCAGACCUUUGAAGGGCUCACCACGUUGCUCCACGAAAUUGAAGCGGUGAUAAAUAGUAGGCCGCUAACCGGUGUGAGUUCUGAUCCCAACGAAGCGCCACCAAUUACGCCCUCGCACUUCUUAACCGGCGGCAGAUCAAUCCAGCUCCCGGCAUCCCCAGAAGAGGAGCAGGUUGGGACGACGACGCUGCACAGGCUCAGGGAAGAGCAGCUGCAAGCUCUCGCGAUGUUUUGGCGGCGGUGGAAGAGAGAGUACCUCCUCCAGCUGCGCUCCGCCCACGAAAGUUCCCGCGGUGACCCAACGGCGUUGAAGGCGGGUGAUGUAGUCAUCGUGGGAGAUGACUCAACACCACAGCUCCUCUGGAAAACGGCAAUCGUAACCGCCAGCCACCCAGGUCGAGACGGCGUCGCAAGAGCAUUCACGCUAAGACUGCCGAACAAACGACAUAUCGUGCGCCCUGCGCAGCGGCUCUACCUACUCGAAGCUAGCGUGGAUCCUGGCCCCGGGGAGGAUGUUAAAGAUUGA
Molecule: messenger RNA, 2355 nt
Organism: Ornithodoros turicata
Lineage: Eukaryota; Metazoa; Arthropoda; Arachnida; Ixodida; Argasidae
Exons: 1
Coding region: 1-2355 (784 amino acids)
Biological process (GO): DNA integration
Molecular function (GO): nucleic acid binding
Source: RefSeq, a predicted model, not a curated record